GUGCAUCAGUCUUCGAGUGUUGCGGAUCGGAGUGGGAGUGAUUUAGGUAACGCGUGUGCUUUGCGUAAAGCACAGAGAGGCACGGAAAGACAGACCGAGCGGCAAAGCAUAAAAGUAAGAGGACAACAAAUGCGAUAACCUCCUGGAUCCGACCUUAUCCGAGAACAUCAGUGCUCUCUUUUCUUCUCUAUUUAGAAUCUACCAUCUUAAAAUAAAAGCUUCCACUGGAAUUAUUGACUGAACUAAGAAUUUUCAAGCUGUUCCUAAAUUUCCCGGGAUCGUCUCGUUGCACAGGGUGUUCCCUUCUGGAAUUAAAACCCGAACGUCUGGGGUAAAAGAGGCUCAGAAAGACAGCCCACGCGAGCCAGACGGAGAGGGAGAAAGGAAGGUGCUCGUUCGGCGCAAGGGAGUUCGGCCAGUGUGCGCAUCGAUCUUUAGCCCGCUGCCCUCCAGCCACGGAGCCUCAUUGAGAGGAGCUGUCAGUCAUUGACGCAAGGGCGGUUCUGUGGAGAAUUGCAGCAGGCAGAGGAUUUGGGAGGAAAAACAGAAGCAUUCUCAGUGGAGCUGGGAGCGGCGAGGCUUAGUCCGGGCUCUCCCUUCCAUAAAGGCGAAGUGAAACGGUGCUCUCAGCCAUGGCCCGUCACAACCUCUGCCUCUUCAUCACGGUAUUUGCCACGCUUCAUCAGGCCUCCCCUUCUGGGGUGUUUGAGCUAAAACUACAAGAGUUUAACAAUCGCAAAGGUUUGAUUGGCAACGCGAACUGCUGCAAAGGCGGCACGGCUUCCAACUACGGGCUGCCUUGCGAAUGCAAGACCUUCUUCCGUGUGUGUCUGAAGCACUACCAGGCGAACAUCUCCCCCGAACCUCCGUGCACCUACGGCAGUGCCCUCACCCCUGUGCUCGGCUCCAACUCCUUCUCCAUCCCGAACGCGGAAGCAUUCAAUAACCCCAUUCGAUUCCCCUUCUCAUUCACCUGGCCGGGGACUUUCUCUCUGAUAAUCGAAGCCUUACAUGCAGACCCCACCGAUGACCUCAGCACAGAUAAUCCGGAUCGUCUUAUCAGCCGCCUGGCUACCCAGAGACACCUCGCCGUGGGGGACGAGUGGUCGCAGGAUGUCCAUAUUAGCACCAGGACAGAACUCAAAUACUCUUACCGCUUCGUCUGCGACGAGCAUUACUACGGGGAGGGCUGCUCCGUCUUCUGCCGCCCCAGAGAUGAUGCCUUCGGCCACUUCAGCUGCGGCGAAAAGGGUGAAAAGAUGUGUAACCCGGGCUGGAAGGGGACCUACUGCGAUGAAUCUAUCUGCCUUCCUGGCUGCGACAAACAACACGGAUUGUGCGAGAAACCUGGGGAAUGCAAAUGCGGGGUGGGAUGGCAAGGACGUUACUGUGAUGAGUGCAUUCAUUAUCCAGGGUGCCUUCAUGGAACAUGUCAGCAGCCUUGGCAAUGUAACUGUCAGGAAGGAUGGGGCGGUCUGUUUUGCAACCAAGACCUGAAUUAUUGUACACAUCACAAACCUUGCAAGAACGGAGCGACAUGCACAAACACUGGUCAGGGGAGUUACACUUGUUCUUGCCGCCCUGGCUUCACUGGGUCCAACUGUGAAACAGAGAUCAAUGAAUGUGAUGCUAAUCCCUGCAAAAAUGGUGGAAGCUGCACAGAUCUGGAGAACCAAUAUUCUUGUACCUGCCCACCUGGAUUCCAUGGGAAAAAUUGUGAACUGAGUGCUAUGAAAUGUGAGGACAGGCCCUGCUUUAAUGGAGGGAGAUGCUCGGACAGACCUACUGGUGGAUACAGCUGUCAAUGCCCAGCCAGUUACUCUGGGUUCAACUGUGAAAAGAAAAUUGAUCACUGCAGUUCUAGCCCUUGCACCAAUGAUGCUCAAUGUGUUGACAUUGGGAAUUCCUACAUAUGCCAGUGUCGCGAUGGCUUCAUGGGCAGAAACUGUAAUAUUGAUGCUGACAACUGUGCGAGUCUGCCUUGUCUUAAUGGUGGAACAUGUCAGGAUGGAGUUAAUGACUACACCUGCACCUGUCUGUCUGGAUUUAAUGGGAAGAACUGCAACAUCUCUCUCAGUAAAUGCCUCAACAACCCUUGCCACAACGGGGCGACUUGCCAUGAAAGAAAUGAUCAUUACAUCUGCCAGUGUGCCCAUGGGUAUGGUGGCCUGAACUGCCAAUUCCUGUUGCCAGAGCAUCCUCGGGAUCAAACUGUUAUCAUUGACGUUAAGGAUAAAUACACGGAUGCUGAGAACAAGGGCCAGUUCCCGUGGGUUGCCGUGGGUGCUGGGAUUAUUUUGGUCCUGAUGCUACUCUUGGGGUGUGCAGCAGUUGUUGUCUGCAUGCGGGUAAAGCUUCAGAAGGGCCAGCACCAGCCUGACAUCUCCAAGAGCGAGAUUGAGACAAUGAACAACCUUACUGAUUGCCAUCGUGAGAAAGACAUUUCCAUUAGCAUCAUUGCCGCCACACAGAUCAAAAACACCAACAAAAAAGUGGACUUGCAAAGUGAAAGCUCUGCAGAGAGAAAUGGCUACAAGGUCAAAUACCCUUCAGUGGAUUAUAAUCUGGUGCACGAGUUAAAGAAUGAAGACUUCCUUAAGGAGGAAAAUGAACGGGGAGAUGUCAAUACUCCGGAAUCGGAGCACAAAAAUGCUCCACAGCACAAUGGUGAACCAUCAGAAAGGAAGCAGCCAGAGUCCACAUAUUCUGCCUCAAAAGACAUCAAGUACCAGUCGGUAUAUGUCAUAUCAGAAGAGAAGGACGAAUGUAUAAUUGCAACUGAGGUGUAAAAUGGAAGGACAAUAAUUGCCUUGCCAAGAAGAGAUUUUUCUCCAAUAAACUGCUGCUUAGAUUGAACUGGUUCUCUGCCGAAACUGGCAAGAAAACUCGAAGGACAGACAGCAAGCCAGGACCUGUACUCGCCUGUUGCACUGCCUUUAAAUGGCAUUUAAAGAAGAAAAUCCAUUGCACUAUGGACCAACAGUUGCUUCCUGCAUUUUCUAAAUGGGCUUAAUGUCUGAACAGAAAGCCUGCACUGCCUUUGAGUGUAAAUUCAGGAGAAGUAUGAGAAAUGUUCUCGUACUGGAGAUGCAAAUGCUGCCUCCAAUGCCUUUCUUUAGACAUGGAACUAUUUUCUAAUGUGCGAGUGGAGGAGGAAAAGUAAACACAAGUAUUCUUUCAAGCGCCGAAAUAUUUUUAGAACUUGCUUGUGCAUUUAAAGGUUCUUGAAGUUCAUUUCACAUAAUUUAAAAUUCUGCUAUAUAUGUAAAAAGGAAAAGGCACUUCGGUUCUAUGUCUAUAUUUUGUACAUAUUCGUAUUUAUAGAAACAGGUGCAAAAAAUUAUUGGACUUGUUUGUAUUGGUUUUUUGUUACUGAAGAAAAGUGUUUUAUAAAUAUUUUUUCUAAAUAAAUGAAAUUGA
This is a messenger RNA of Leucoraja erinaceus (little skate), 3420 nucleotides long. It is a transcript of the gene dld, whose product is annotated as deltaD. Gene Ontology annotation, biological process: heterophilic cell-cell adhesion; cell communication; establishment or maintenance of epithelial cell apical/basal polarity. The record is from RefSeq and is a predicted model, not a curated record. Gene Ontology annotation, molecular function: calcium ion binding. Lineage: Eukaryota; Metazoa; Chordata; Chondrichthyes; Rajiformes; Rajidae. The transcript is spliced from 11 exons. Gene Ontology annotation, cellular component: protein-containing complex; plasma membrane. Bases 633 to 2789 code for a protein of 718 amino acids.